AUGUCUCAAAGCCAGAACCAAAGUCCCCUGUGGCUCACCUCCCACAUCUGGACAGAAAGACCAGUGUCAGAGGAGAAGACCAUGGACGCGGAACACCAGGCUUUAGCAGAGACCUUCCAGCAGGCUUUUGAUACUGCUGAGUACCUGCGCUACAACUACACUUAUCCACGAGCCGACUUCACAAAGGAGGACAGCUUCUGUGUAUGGACGCUGAAAACCCUGCACAAGGCUUUUACAGAAGGUGACAUCAAAGGAGGGGUGCUGCUGGACGUUGGUUCAGGUCCAACUAUUUACCAGGUGAUGGCAGCAUGCGAGAUCUUCGACAAGGUGAUCAUGAGUGACUUCCUGGAGGCCAACCGAAACGAGCUGAGGAACUGGUUGGAGAACAAUGGGAAGUGCAGCCUGGACUGGUCUCCAUUCUUCAAGUACGCCUGCAAGCUGGAGGGACGAGAGGCCUCUGCUUGGGAAGAAAAAGCUGCACGGCUCAGGAAAGUGGUCAAAGACGUGGUCCAUGUGGACGUCCACCUCCCUCAGCCAGUGAGCACUGACGUGGUCCCACCUGAAGGAGCCGACUGCAUUCUCUCCUGCUUCUGUCUGGACUGUGCCUGCCUCAACAUGUCCAUCUACUCACGAGACCUGGGCCAUGUCGUGUCUCUGCUGAAGCCCAGCGGUCACUUUUUGAUCAUCGGGUCUGUCGGGAUGACCUAUUGGUGUGGAGGUCCCAAAGCUAAGCUGCCAACGUACCCGAUCACCGAGGCUGAGAUCUGUGAGCGGCUCAGUGAAAAUGGCCUCAGUCUGAUCAGACUGGAAAUUUACCCUCUCACCAAAAAAGCAGAGAUAACCGAUGAUGCCAGAGCUAUUUUUUUCGCCAAAGCUAAAAAGAACUGAAGAAAAUGUGAGCGCUGGAAGCAUCGAUCCAGGAUAGAGGAUUGAAUAAAAUACAUGCGGGUUUCUAACAUUUACUCUAGUUAGUUGGGACAUGCAGAAGGUGCAGAAGGAAAAAAAAAAUAGUGCAGCUUCCUGAAGUGGCCACAGCUGUAUACGGACUCAGUAACUUUCAGGAUACUACUAGCACUGAGCACUGCCUCUUCAGUAAGUCCUAAUCAUGAACAACAUUUCCAGUUACCCCUUCAAAAUAAAACAGAACUUGUGAGAGGAAGGUGCAUCAAAUAAAAUGUCUUGCUCUGGA
Synchiropus splendidus (mandarinfish) is the source of this 1189-nucleotide messenger RNA. RefSeq names its product phenylethanolamine N-methyltransferase-like. The record is from RefSeq and is a predicted model, not a curated record. Lineage: Eukaryota; Metazoa; Chordata; Actinopteri; Syngnathiformes; Callionymidae. Gene Ontology annotation, molecular function: phenylethanolamine N-methyltransferase activity. Gene Ontology annotation, cellular component: cytosol. The transcript has 4 exons. The coding region runs from base 1 to 888 and encodes 295 amino acids.